AAAAAAGAGGGAAGAAGGGUAGUUUUUGACAACACACCUCUCGCCAUGAUUUAUCCACUCCAAGGGUAAACACGGAAUGUCGCCUCGUAAUUACUUCACCCCACAUCCUCAUCUCCGACAUGAAAACCUUGUAUUUCCCGGAGCCCCGGUCGAAUCCCAGGACACCCAGAGCGUAGCUCUGGCAAUGACGCCCCAGCCGCACAGAACGUCUCCUCGGGAGGAAAACGUGGCGCCUCGUACUGGGGUUACAGACGGCGACGUCGCCGUCGUUGUUGGACAGGCAGAUCAGCCCGUUCGCGGCCGCCGGCGGAUUGGUCAGGUUUUCGAAGUCCGGGCCCUCCAAAAACCGGAACUCUUCUUGGAUCGAUGGGUCGGUGUAGUUUAUGGCGUAGAAUUCGUGUUUGCAUUGGGGAGAAGGAAGGGCGAGGAGGAUGCUGACGCCGCCGGGACGGGCGGAGGAGCGGCGGCGGUGCACCUCGGCGAAGUGGGGGUCGGCUAUGAUGGAGCGGAAGAGUUUGGAGACGCAGUUGAAACGCUGUACGGAUUUGGCCGGAAGCCGGAUCUGAAGACCAGAUAUGGAGGUUCCAAUGGACCUCGUAUUCACCAACUGAAAUCUGAGUUUCAAUCUUUGCGUCAAAAGGGACAAACUGUGGUUGUCUACUAUAACCAAUUUGUGACUUUGUGGAACAAGCUAUAUGGAUCUGUUGAUCCAACGUGUGGUUGCCGGUGUGAGGCUGCGGCUUUGAUUCGGGCGCGCGAGGAACAGGAGAAGACUCAUCAUUUUUUGCUCGGGCUUGACGACGAACAGUUCGGUCACAUCCGGUCUCAGAUUAUUGCCACCGAACCUGUUCUGGACAUACACCGGGCUUAUGCACUCAUCGUUCAAGAGGAACGCCACAAGAGCAUUGUCUGUGGCCGAGAUGACCGUACGGAUGCUCUUGCCUUUGCCAUGCAACGUCCUGCUCAUACCAUGGGUCGUGGAGACCCCCCCAAUUACUCGUGCACGCAUUGUGGAAAAGAUGGACAUUCGGUGGACCGGUGUUAUCAAUUGCAUGGUUACCCGCCCGGAAAGGGGCGUGGGGGCUGCGGCACUACAUCGGGCCGUGGGGGUCGCGGCAGAGGCCGAACGCCGUCCGGAGGCAGUAGCGCCCCUGGCCGUGGGACUGGCCGAGGGGUAGGAUCGGCGAUAGGGGGAGCAAAUGCAGCCACCAAUUCCAACGCCCUAGGCCUCACACCUGAUCAGAUGACUCGGUUACUUUCCAUGCUCGACGUCUCUUCUUCCGACAAGGAUACUGGGUCUAAUGGUGAGGCAUCGGCUCGUGAGUGGCUUAUUGACAGUGGCGCCUCUCAUCACAUGACUGGAUUGUGUCACGAAGAUGGAGAUUGGACGGGGUGAUGCACACAAUGGAGUUUUCCUGUUUCGUCCAUGUUCUACAGCAUUUGCUACCCAAGUGGAUCCUUCUCUCCUUCAUAAACGCUUGGGGCAUCC
Molecule: messenger RNA, 1489 nt
Organism: Cuscuta campestris
Lineage: Eukaryota; Viridiplantae; Streptophyta; Magnoliopsida; Solanales; Convolvulaceae
Source: the annotation of a GenBank genome assembly